AUGACGGCGACGCCGCGCGCGCCCGCGCCCGCUCCCCCGCCGGUUCAGGUCUUCGUCUUCGACGACCGCCUCGGGCAGAAGGAGGGCGACGAGCUCUCGAAGAUCCUCGCGCGGUUCCCGUCGCGCGUCCCGGACGACGCGCUCGCGUCGGACCUCGGCCUCGUCGAGGGCGUCGCGCGAUUCGCGUCGUACUUCGUCGCGCGUCGUAAAUCAUCGUCCGACGCCUCCGCCUCCUCCUCCUCCUCCUCCUCCUCGCGCGCUUCGCUCUUCGAAACGAAGACGCAGACGAUUCGCUCGCGACGCCGCCGAGUCACGUGCGCGUCGUUCGAGCCUAACCUGUGGUGGACGCUCGCGAUCGACGACCGCGUCGCGCCCGCGGAUGAGAUCCGCGACGCCGCGCUCGUCGAGCUCCUCGCGCGCGCGAACGAAUCGCACGUCUUGGUGCGUCCCAUACACUGGUCCCCAUACGACCCCGUUCGCGUGGUGAACGCCGAUCCUUAAGGACUUCGCCCGGCGCGUCUCUCCGCCCAGGGUCCCUCGCUUUCAAUCCCCGACCUCGACGCCUUUCAACUCCGCUUCUGACGCCUUUCAACUCCAGACGCGCGGCGAUCGCGCCACCGCGGACUCGCUAGCGGCGAUCGUCGCGGACCUCGGCGCGAGCCUCACGCCGUCCGAGGCGGGGUCGUCGCCGCGGACGGGCGGAGGCUUCGUCGGGGGACGACGCGCGGUCGGCCGCGCGGAGAGUGCCGGCGCCGCGGAUG
Molecule: messenger RNA, 761 nt
Organism: Micromonas pusilla CCMP1545
Lineage: Eukaryota; Viridiplantae; Chlorophyta; Mamiellophyceae; Mamiellales; Mamiellaceae
Exons: 1
Coding region: 1-501 (166 amino acids)
Biological process (GO): vesicle-mediated transport
Cellular component (GO): intracellular membrane-bounded organelle; Mon1-Ccz1 complex
Source: RefSeq, a predicted model, not a curated record